Hydra vulgaris (swiftwater hydra) is the source of this 3770-nucleotide messenger RNA. Its product is annotated as arginine-glutamic acid dipeptide repeats protein. NCBI's taxonomy places the organism in Eukaryota, Metazoa, Cnidaria, Hydrozoa, Anthoathecata, Hydridae. Gene Ontology annotation, molecular function: transcription corepressor activity; chromatin binding; sequence-specific DNA binding. Gene Ontology annotation, biological process: regulation of DNA-templated transcription. Gene Ontology annotation, cellular component: nucleus. The record is from RefSeq and is a predicted model, not a curated record.
AGUGCGGGUUUCAAUUUUAAGACUGUAAUUCUGCAGCUCUAAAAUGUUUGUUUUAACAUCCGGUUCAUUCCUCAAAAUUAUACUUUGCUGUUAAACUACUUGAGAUCAUAACAAGUUAAAUUAACUAGUAUUUUUAAAAAAUUAAUGAAGUAAAAAAAAAAAAAAAAAUAUGACGGAAAGUCUGCCAGAGGAUCAAAACAAGAAUCAAAAUGAGAAAACCGAAGAACAAAUUACAUCCUACAACAAUGGCAGUGAAGUUUAUCAUAUUGGAGACACUGUUUACAUAGAAAGCCAACGUUCUGAUAUGCCAUACUACAUAUGCUCAAUAAGAGAUUUUAAAAAGAGUAAGAAAGAGAAUAUUACUAUUGAUGUAGUAUGGUAUUAUCGACCAUGUGAAAUUCCAGCUUCUGUUUAUCAGUUACUUCUUCAAGAUAGAAAUGCAGAAAAUGGAUCAGCUAGUAACAUUUUGGAAAACCCAGUUGUUAAAGAGCGUGAAUUAUUUAUAUCUGAUGCUAUUGAUAUGUACCCUGCUUCUGCAUUAAGGGGUCGAGCAAGCUGUGUUCCUUUUUCAGAAAUCAAAGAAAAUGUAAUGGAGUAUAUAAGCUCUGAAGAUAACUGGUUUUACAUACUACGUUAUAAUCCAGAAUCAAGGAGAAUGGCCAAUGCAAAAGGAGAAAUCAGGAUUGGGGCAAGUCAUCAGGCUUCGUUGCCUCAAUGUAUACCUUGGCAUGAAAGAAGUGCAGCAGAACUUAUGGAACUUAAUCAAAGUAGCAUUGAAGAAUUGGUUUGGGAACCAGUUAUUCCAAAUUCCAAGCUGAUUGUAUAUAUACGUGCAGCGCGUAGUAUUACUUCCUAUAAUGGUUAUCGUGAUAAAGAAAAUGGUGGUCCAGAAAAAGCACUUGAUUCAUUUUCUCAAGAUUUUACAACAGCUCAUUCUUAUGACAUACUUCAUAAACAUGGAUAUAAUAUAUCAACUGCUCUACAAUACUUAAUAAAAAAUCCUGUACCUAAGCUAUCUACAGCACCUUGGAGUGAUGAAGAGAGAAAAAAAUUCAUGAAGGGUUUGCGAUCUUACGGAAAAACAUUUCACAAAAUUCAAAAAGAACUUUUUCCUGAAAGACAAACUAGUGAGUUAGUUGAGUAUUAUUACAUUUGGAAAAAAACAGCAACAGCGCUUAGUUCAAGACCACACAAAAGAGGUAUUCGAAGAAAUAAUCUUGUAAGAAAAACAAGAACUGCUAAACCAAAAACAGCUGCUGCAACUGAGUUCUUGGAUUUGAGCUCUUGCAGUGAAAAUGAUUUUAAUGUUUGUGAUGACAGUGAAAAUGAAAGAGACUUAAGCUUAUAUGCAUGUCGUCAUUGCUAUACAACAAAAUCUCCAAAUUGGCAUCAUGCUGGCAAACACAAGCUUCUACUUUGUUAUAAUUGUAGGAUGCAUUUUAAACGUUAUGGUCAAAUGAAAAAUUUUAAGGAUGAGGACAGACUUGAACCUCCAGCAUAUAUUUAUAAAGCUGCAUUUGUUAAUCUUGAAGAACAUCUUCAAUACUCAGGACGAAUGCGUACUAGACGAUCUUCCACACCAAUUUUUAUGAACGGCAAUAACAUGCGUAUUAGAGUUUUACAAGAAGCUAAAUUGUCUAAUCGGAAACAAGUUACAGAGACAGAAGAUAAAAGUAAUGAUCAAGAAAAAAAAGCAUCUAAGCGAAGAAAUUCAAAAGAUAUGAAUGAAAAUGAUAGAGAGCAAAAAAAAGGUCGCUUGGAAGCUGAUGAGGAUGAGGAUGCUGACGAUGAAUCAGAAGAUGAUAGUGAAACAGAGAUUCAUAGUGAAAGUAAUGGACAGAUAUCUAAUAAUAGUUCUGAAUCUCAAUCUCCAGAAACUGCAGUUGAAAAUGAACUAGUUUCUAAAGUUUCUGAAAAUCCAUCAACUUUUGUACCAAUUAAGAGUGAAGAGACUUGUGAUCCUGAUAUUAUUCCAGAUGAUGAAGUUUCAUCAUCAUCUGAAGUUUUAGAUGAUGUUGAAAAAUGCGAAAAGAUUUCUAAACGUUUUAAAUGUGAAUUUGCUGAACCUUCUUGUGCUAGAUCUUCUAUGGUCUAUGUGUUUAAAAGAAUGAAACAAAGAUUUUCUGAUGUUGAGGUUUCAAAAAGGCAUAACGAGCAAAGUGAUAAAUUGGAUCAUGAAAUUAAAAACCAGUACAUAAUUAAUUCUACAAAAGAUCAACCUGCUCAAAUUACUUCAUAUUCGGAAACUAUGAGAAUGUAUGGUACAAAAGCUGAACCAUAUCGUCAAUGGCAUGACAGGUAUUCAACUUCUCAUGAUAACCAUAGCCCUAGAAUAAUUAGUCCAAGGGAGCAUUUUAUUGAUUCAGGAAAGUUUAACCAUUUACUUAAAAUAUUUGAUAGGCAGCAUUAUGAUCAUCGGCACACAUCUAUGCCACAUGAAGCAAAUCAUCCAAUCCCAUUUGUACCACGAUCAAAUGAUCAUGGGUGUGAUUACCGUACAUUGUCCGGGAGAAGUUUUAUAUCUUCUCACGUACCAGCUGCAAUUGAGAAUUUGUCACGGUUAUCAUCUGGAAUCGAAUCUAUUGAUAGAGCGUCUAACUUAGAUAGACCAUUACCUAUUGAUCCUGUAACUGGUCUUCCUCCUAUUCAACCUCAUCUUCACUCUCACUUACAUACUCACACUCACCUGCAUGUGCAUCCGGAUGAUUUAAAAUACCGAACACAUCCGCUUCCUUCUGAAGCUCAUCACGAAAAACACGAAAUUCCAAUACCUCGUCAACCUCAACAACAUUUAACGCCAGUUCAUAGACCUAGAAGUAGAGAGUAUCAUGAGCAUUUAUUAAAACAAUAUCCUGAACUUUAUGCUCAGAUGCACCAUGAUACUCAUCUAAGUAAACAUUUUUCGGGGAACAGAGAUGCUUUAAAAAACACUAAUAGAGAUGCGGUUAUCAGUCCUAAUUUAAGUCAUGAAAUUCCUAAUAUGCACAAUGAUCCAGUUGCUUAUCACCUUUGGCUUACACAGUAUGCGCGCAUGCAUCAUCGAUGGAAUUCUCAUAGUAGUCCUCUACCCAAUCACGAUCAUGCUCCUGAUUUGAGUCCUAGAGGAGCUCACCAUUUACCUCACCAUUUCAGAAAUGAACAUGAAACAAUUUUACGUGAAAAGAUUGCACACGAGAAAAUUCCAAGUUUUGAACACGAAAAAAUUGCUCGCACUUUAGAGCACGAAAAGUAUUUGCGUCAUGUGCUUAAGCAACGUGAGCACGAAGUAGAAAGAUUUAAAAUAGAUCAUGGACUUCAUGAAAGGUCUGUUAGUUUACAUGUAUCAGAAAAUCAAAGUUCGAAUAGGCAUCGAGAUGCGCAUGUUGGAUUUAGAACUGGUGAUAUUAGAUCUCAUCGAUCAGUAGAUCAACAUCCAGCUAUUCGUUCUAAUGAAAUGCAUUCUUCGUAUCAUGGUGCUAUAUUUGCUGAAAACAUAAGACGCCCACAAGAUCUCCGAACAUCUCAUGAAGUAAGAUCUGCAUACGAACUAAGCAUGCAUGAUAGAUUAGCUAACGAAUUUUUAGAAAGAGAGAGAUUGUCUCAAAUGGAGAGAUAUGGACAGCAAGAUAGACAAAUAUUUUAUGAACGAACUCGACAUGAUCGUCCAAGUAUAUUUGGGCGGUACAAACCAGAAACAAUAGAUUUAUCUGGGGAAUAAAUUUUAGAUUUCGUAUUACCAUUAUGCUUAUCAUACGUUAUAGUAUGUACUAGUUAAAAAAUGUUUUAAUUUA